Molecule: messenger RNA, 1035 nt
Organism: Pestalotiopsis fici W106-1
Lineage: Eukaryota; Fungi; Ascomycota; Sordariomycetes; Amphisphaeriales; Sporocadaceae
Exons: 6
Coding region: 1-1035 (344 amino acids)
Source: RefSeq, a predicted model, not a curated record
AUGUCUCCUCAAACCAUUUCUCAGUCAAGCAGUACCGUGCCAAUUGUGCUUGGUAACAGUGAUGAGAGCCCAAGACCCACUCUUGCUCCCACUGACAGUUCCCCUCAGUGGCUCAAAGACUUCCAUGCCAAGGGAUGGACUGUCGUCCGUGAGGCCGUGCCCAAAGAAAAGGCCCUCGAGUAUGCCGAUCGCGGCUAUGAUUGGCUCGAAAGCUGGAAUCUUGGCUUUGACCGCAAGGACCCUUCCACGCGAAAGGCUGAGUUUCUUCCUUGGCACACUCGUGGUGGCCUAUACUUCCGGUACGGCAUCACUCACGAACAGUUUGUCUGGGACCUGAAAUCCGAGCCCGGGCUGAUUGACAAGUUUGCGCAGCUCUGGAAAACGCAGCAGUUGCUUGUGUCAUAUGACGGCAUCAACUUGUCCAUUCCGGAAAAAGAGCGCCCCAAAACUGAUGCCAUCUUCACUCCCUGGUCUCAUGUCGAUCAGUCUCCUCUGAAAACCACUUUUGACUGCGUUCAGGGCAUUUUGAAUCUGCUCCCCAAUGGCCCAGAAGACGGUGGUCUGAUGGUCUUGGACGGGUCUAGUGCCCAUUACUCAGAGCUGUGGGAGCACUUUGAUCACAAAAAGGGAGAGGGUUGGAAUGAGCGGGCAUGGCAAGCUGUCGACGAGGAAAUGUGCAAAUGGCUGGAGUCAAAGGGCUGUAAAUGGAUCAAAGUUUGCGCGGAUCCCGGUGACCUGAUGCUUUGGGACUCGAGAACUAUUCACUACGGCGCGCCACCCUCUUCCACCAAUCCCCGCUUCGCUGCAUACGUCUGCUACAAGCCCAGCUACCUAGUUCCAGAAGAAGCCAAGAAGAGUCUGAAGGAAUGCUGGGAUAACAAAUGGUGCACCACGCAUGAUCCAUCAAGCUUCCGCUGCAAGACCCGCCCACCUCCGGAAGACCAUCCUUCUUUUGAGGCAGCGAGCAAGAGGCCUAUCCAAGAACCAGUGCUAUCCAAACGAGCCCGGCAGUUGGCAGGAUUGGAGCUUUACUAG